Molecule: messenger RNA, 3284 nt
Organism: Tribolium madens (black flour beetle)
Lineage: Eukaryota; Metazoa; Arthropoda; Insecta; Coleoptera; Tenebrionidae
Product: probable ATP-dependent RNA helicase DHX35
Exons: 9
Coding region: 1031-3079 (682 amino acids)
Cellular component (GO): catalytic step 2 spliceosome; intracellular anatomical structure
Molecular function (GO): RNA binding
Source: RefSeq, a predicted model, not a curated record
ACGGUGGUAAACGUGUUGUUUCUCAAAUUCCGGUGUUAUGACCGACUUUUUUAGCACUUCGUGAACCUCACUCUUGGCGUUUUGCAAUUCCUGAAAAAUAUCAAGUUUCUGUUUUCUCUUUUUGUGUCCACCACUCCAACCCAUUUCACCGGAAAACGAUUCUAGUGAACUACUCUUCUUGUCGUUUUUACGAAGGGGCGCGGCGUGAGUGGCAGGAGGAUACUCUUCCAGAACCUGAAAAAGUGGGUGAAAAAAACAUCACCAAACUUGGAAAUGUUACUUUCGCCACUAAUUGAGAGCUCAUUCGCACUCAAAGAACCCUUAUUGUCAUUUAUGAAGUCCAUUUUUGGACAGAAAUAACGAUUUUUGGCUCUACUUAAACUGACAUAUGUUGCAUCGUCUAACCUCACUUUUUUAACCAAACUUUUACACAAUUCAAACGAAAUAAAUAAAAGAAGAAAAAUUAAUAAUUUAUUCAAAGCUUCACAAACAACCAACUAACAGUAAUAAAAUAUUUAUUUAUUAAUUUUUAAUAAUAAAAAUGUAACAAUUUUGAAAAUCAAGCAACACAGAAAAAAUACUGCCAACGUUACGGGAAAAAUCACUAGAAUGUGCAAAAAUCAAAUGGCGUUGAACGCGUUUUUUGCUCUUAAAAAAUUGUUUAAAUGUGUUAGAGAAGUGUGAAAAGUGAUUGAAAAAUCGUUAAAAACCUCGUGUUGGAAGCACAAAACCCGAAAAAAGUGUUGGUUUAGUGUUGCUAAAGGGAAAAUUUGAAUUUGAAAUUGCAUAAGGACCGACAUAUUUUUCCCCAAAAAUCGUAAUUUUCGUUAAAAUUCGUGAAUUAUUCAUUUAAUUAACCAUUUGGUUAUUUAAAAGUGUGAGGUCAUUGGUGAGAAAGGCACCAUGACCAUGAACUGAAUACCCAAAUUAGGUUAUUUCCACAUCUUGGAGCUUGUCAUUCGAAUUAUUGUAAAAAUGGUAUAGUGAAACUGUAUUAAAUUCGAAGAUAAGGGAACGAUUAGCAAGCGUAAUGAGUGAUUUUAAACCACGGUUCCUAAAACCAUCAGAAACUUCAAGCUUCCUGGAUAGAAACGAUUCUUCACUCGCCGACUCAACAGAUUUUAUAUUCAACAGACAUCUGUCGCAGUCAAUUCAAACACAGAGACAAAAAUUGCCCAUUUUUAAUAAUAGAAAUCAUAUUUUGUUCCUGCUUGAGAAAUACCAGACGCUGGUGUUGGUUGGGGAGACAGGCUGUGGGAAGAGCACGCAAGUACCGCAGUAUAUGAUUGAAGCUGGAUGGCCUGGACAAGUUGGAAUAUGUGAAUCGCGACGAGUUGCUGCAAUUUCAUUAGCAAAUCGAGUGGCUGAUGAAACUGGAAGUUUAGUACAGGAAGAUGUAGUCGGCUAUGCUGUCAAAUUUGAUGCUUGUGUCAAACAACCGAAAAUCAAGUACAUGACUGAAGGGAUUUUAUUACGUGAAAUGAUGUCAGAUCCUUUACUUAAAUCAUAUUCGGCGAUUAUGUUAGAUGAAGUACACGAACGCACUCUAUACACCGAUAUUUUAAUGGGGCUCAUGAAAAAAAUAUUGAGGAAAAGACCCGAAUUGAGACUUAUCGUCGCCUCUGCAACCAUGGAUGCCAAAGAAUUAUUUGAAUUUUUCAAUAAUAAAGACAGAAAUAAAGAUUCGGCCGUGAUAAUGACUGUGAAGGGGCGCCAAUUCCCGGUCAAUAUUUUUUACACAAAAGAACCUGUUCCUUGUUACGUGCAAAAAUCCGUGGACACCGUCUUGAAAAUUAACUCAUCGAAAGAAAGUGGCGACAUUUUGGUAUUUUUAACUGGUCAAGAAGAGGUGGAUCGUGCUGUGCGUCUGUUAAAAGAGCACGCAAAUAACAUCGAACAAGCGAAGAAAAAAGAAUUAAUGUUUGUUUUGCCAAUGUAUGGGUCUUUACCCUAUCACGAACAAUUAAAAGUGUUUAAAUCAGCCCCUGAUGGGUAUAGAAAAGUUGUAGUUGCGACAAACGUUGCAGAAACAUCGGUAACAAUUCCUGGAAUAGUUCAUGUUAUUGAUUGUGGUUUUGUCAAAAUGCGUUGGUUUAACACUGAAACACACACUGAUAGUUUGAUUACGGUGCCAGUUAGUAGGGCUUCAGCUGAUCAAAGGGCCGGUCGUGCUGGUCGAAUGAAACCAGGACAUGUCUAUCGACUUUAUACUGAAGAAUCUGCAUCGAAAUUAGCUGAAAAUAUACCACCUGAAAUAAUAAGAACUAAAUUAACGUUUGCUGUUUUGCAAUUGAAAGCUUUGGGGAUUAGUAACAUUUUAAAAUUUAAAUUUCCAAGUCCGCCACCUGUUCAGAAUUUGAAAAGUGCACUUGAGAUUUUGUAUGCUUUAGGGGCUAUUGACAUAAAUGGCGAAUUGACGAAGCCUUUGGGGUUUCACAUGGCCGAAUUCGCCUUGGAUCCGCUCUAUUCCAAAGUGCUUUUGAGUUCAGGUGAUUUUGGAUGUUCGGAGGAAAUCUUGACGAUCAUUUCAAUGUUGCAAGUCGAGACAGUGUUUACGAAACCCUCAUCGGGGAAUUUUUCUAUCAAAGCUCGGAUUCAAAAACGACUGUUUGAAGUGGAAGAGGGCGAUUUGAUUACGUAUUUGAACGUGUAUAAUGCAUUUGUUAGUAGUGAAAUGUCGAGGGAAUUUUGUCAUAAAAAUUUCAUCAAUUACAAGAGCAUGAAACGAGUCGUUGAAAUCAGAAAUCGAUUAGAAAAAAUGCUUGUUAAUUAUGAUGUUCCAAUUGUUUCGUGUCAAGGUGUUGUUGAAAUUAUUUGCAAGUGUUUGGUGAGUGGACUUUUUCCAAAUGCGGCCUAUUUGCACUAUAGUGGAGUUUAUAAAACGGUGAGAGGAGAUAUUGAAUUGUUUGUACAUCCUGAUAGUGUUCUCUAUACCAUUCCACAACCACAAUGGGUCCUCUUUUGCGAAGUAAUGCACACCACAAAACUCUUUAUGAGAGAUUUAACAGUCAUAAAGAGCGAUUGGUUGUUGGAAUUGGCACCGCAUUUUUAUUAUAAGACCACAUUUAAGGAAUAUUAAUAAUUGAAAACCCUUUUCUCCAUCCUAGACGAGUCACACAUGUUAGUGGAUUUGUAUCGUUGCUAUAGAAACGCACUGAAGUAUAUAUGUAACUAUGGCAACGAAUAUAAUUGACGUUAUCGUUGCUAUAGUAACAAUAGAAAAUUCAGUGGCGGGUAAUAAUUUUUAGGAAUAGUAUAGGAAAUAAAACUAGUUUUAUCUACAA